Messenger RNA from Asparagus officinalis (garden asparagus), 1266 nucleotides. RefSeq names its product probable proteasome inhibitor. The coding region runs from base 112 to 1017 and encodes 301 amino acids. The transcript is spliced from 9 exons. Gene Ontology annotation, molecular function: endopeptidase inhibitor activity; proteasome binding. The record is from RefSeq and is a predicted model, not a curated record. Lineage: Eukaryota; Viridiplantae; Streptophyta; Magnoliopsida; Asparagales; Asparagaceae. Gene Ontology annotation, biological process: proteasome-mediated ubiquitin-dependent protein catabolic process.
AAAAGGCUUUUUAAGAAUCUAUAAAAGGACUCAAAAACCCUUUAAAGAAGAAAAAAAAAUUCGACAAAGAACAGAAUCCCGUACUCGAGAAUUUGAUUCAGAGAAAUCUCAAUGGCGACGGAUAACUCAGUGAUGGCGGUGAUUCGGGCUUCGCGCCCUAAUUUCAGAAACCCUAGCGACAGGAUGGCAUUCGCUGUGCACGCUUCGUUCUUGGCCGCUGGCUACUCACUCAUCUCCACGGGACCCAGCGCUUUCUCUGAGAAUCCCCCAACUGAAGGAGAUGAAGUGGGAAUUGAAGGCUGGAACGAAUUUGAAGACAGCUAUGCCUUCGUAUACUUGAAAUCUGACAAGGGUCAGAAGAUACCCAUUUUGGUUAAAUGUUUGGCUAUUGGAGAUGCUCUUGUUGUUGACGUGUUGAAUCUGCGAGAAGAUAAGAAGGAGCCAUUUCAUGUACAAAUCAAUAUGAAUGAACACUUGGUAGAAGGAGACAAUAAGGUUAACUAUGGGGAGAUGUAUAAAAAUUUGCCGCGACUUGUUGAGAACUUAAAUGCGAAUAUUUUGAACAAAGUGGAGUCGAAGACUGAGAGUUCUUCAGCUGGGAGUAGUGGCAAUGGAUCUGGCGAUAACACUAGACGUGAACCUGUUCACAUGUUUCCUGUUGAGCGUCAACAGCCUCCUCCGGUCCUUAGAUAUCCACCUGUUCCGGCAUCUGGUGGCAGUGAUCUUUUCCCCGGUCCGGGUGCCGGUGUAUUUCCGGAUAGGGGCACUGGUUCUGGUGGAAGCAUGCUUGUAGGACCAAAUGAUCCCAGAUUUUUCUCUCCUGGUGGAGGCCCUGGGUUUGACUUUCCUGGCAGUGAUCUGCUCCCACCUGGUGCUCGUUAUGACCCGAUUGGUCCUCCUAAUGUGCCUGGUUUUCACCCGGAGCGCUUUGUCAGGAACCCUCCACAGGGUCCAGGUCGUGGUGGCGGUGUUCAUCCUGAUCUUCAACACUUCCCAGGGUCUGAUGAUUUCAUAUAAAUCAAAUGCGGAACAAAUGUAUAUGAAAUAUGCCUUUCUUUUCUUCUGUGGCCUGUUAUAUUUACUCUCUGGUACUCGAGUUGGUAGCAUUUUACAAUUUACUAUCUUGUAAAGAAAUGAUGAGUUUGGCACUAGUUCUUUCGCUUCAUAGAUUUUUAUAUGCGACACAGUAAUUGUGAGCCCGUCGUGAAAAUGAUGUGCAUAUAUGUUCGUACUGGUGUUUUGCAUUUAAAAGUUUGCUGGGUGUGA